AGCAAUUUUGUAUAUUUCUUUAUUUUUAUUAUUUUUAUCAAUUUUCAAGGUGAAGUGGCUUGCUUUCCACCAAUUGCAAGGUGCAAGCUUUUUGUUAAAAUUUGAAUGAGACUCAUGCUUCUAUCUAAAGUUUGGUUCACUUUUUGCCUGCUUAUGAAAAGGGAUUCCUAUGCUCUGCUUGGUUGUAUGGAUAAAGCACUCACCUUCUUAUGUUUGAGGGCAGUUUUGUUUGGUUGGCUACCGUCAGCAGCAACUUAGUUGAGCUCAACUGAUACGUGAACCUGAUGUAAAAGCACCAUUAUAUCGGACAAGUGGUCUGUCAUGUUUCCUUAUGCUAUUGGAAGCUACCUUUUAUAUUUAUAAAGCAUCUCGCUGUUGGAGAAGUGUAAUUGGCAAAGGUUGUUUGAAAUUGAACUCUCUCUGUUAUUUUUUCCUUUUUGUGAGGAAUUUGAGUAAAAUAAUAUGUUUGAUGCAGAAGGGAACUCCAUCUCAUAUGGCUACAAGAUUUGUGUCAAUCUAAUCCAUAAGCAUUUGAAGUGUCUGAAGUAUUGAAUGUGGAUUCAUUAUGAUAAAGUGAAAAAUCCAUUUAUUGUAGGUGCUGGGUAUGUGAUGAAUUGUUGUUUACUUGUUUUUGAUAUUUUUAGUUCAUGUCUUGUGGAUUUACUAGCUGUCUGAAGAUUACAUGCUGAAUAUGUUAAUCUGGAAUUUUUUUUCUUCAGCAAAUAGUCUUUUCCCUGUGAAGUGUUUGCUUGUAGACUAAAUCAAGUUAAUCAUAUUAUUGAUUCUAUCAAGGGCCUUAUAAACAUUGGCACGUAGACUGGAACAGAUAAUAAUCAUUCAGGACUCCAGAAUUUCAAGAUUUUUCCUCUGCCAUCGGUUGGAUUUGCUACUCCAUGACGAGAUGGUCUGCACUCAAUUUGCUUACCAGAAACAGAGCAGAGAAAGAGACAAUCCAUCACACUGGAGCAUUUUUGGAAUAGGUGAUGGCUGUAUAGCCUUUAUUUUCACUGCAAAAUGGUUAUAUCGUGCCUUGGCAAUUUGACAUUGAAUGCUAGUCAAAUCAAUACCAUGCUUGUCA
Messenger RNA from Rubroshorea leprosula, 1078 nucleotides. The record is from the annotation of a GenBank genome assembly. Lineage: Eukaryota; Viridiplantae; Streptophyta; Magnoliopsida; Malvales; Dipterocarpaceae.